AUGUCAGUUUUCACCCCUAAUAGCGGGUUUGGCAACAGCGGUAGCUUUGAAGAGAGUAAGGGUUGGAGCGUUGGUGUUAGAGAAAUCCAGAGGGUUAAGAGCAACAGAGUAGUACAUCGUAAAGCCUUACUGGAAGCUCUGGCAGAAGAAGUGCCAAUUGACUCCAUCCGUUUCUCUUCUAAGCUCAAGUCCAUUGAAAACCAAACACAAGAAGGCUCAUCCUUUGCUAUCAUUCAUAUGGACGAUGGAGCUAGCAUCAAAGCAAAGGCUCUUAUAGGGUGUGAUGGGGUACACUCGUUUGUGGCACGUUGGUUAGGACUCGCUGCGCCAGUCAACUCCGGCCGAUGGGCAGUGCGUGGAUUGGCCAUAUUUCCCGAUGGCCAUGGAUUGAACCAUGAAAUACAACAAUUUGUAACAAUCGGCAAAAGGGCUGCUGUCGCUCCUCUCAAUGAUAACGAGAUCUACUGGUUUCUCGUCUGCAAAUUUUCCUCAAAAGGAGAAGAUCACAUCGCACAUGACCCCGAGAUGAUAAAAAGAGAAGUUACUGACAAUCUUGCCAAGGAUUUUCCCCCAUUGUACUUAAGGGUUGUACAGCAUUCAGAUCUCUCUACUCUUACAUGGGCUCCACUGAUGUUUAGGUUUCCAUGGGACUUGAUAUUCGGAAACUUGAGCAAAGGGAAUGUUACAGUCGCAGGUGAUGCCAUGCAUCCUAUGACACCAGAACUCGGACAAGGUGGUUGCGCUGCAUUGGAAGAUGCCGUUGUUUUAGGCAGACACAUUGGAAACUUAAUUAUCCAAAACAAAAGACUUGUUGCUGGAGAUCCGUUGGCUGGAGCCUUGGAAAGAUAUACCAAGGAGAGGAGCUGGCGUGCCGCUACCUUGAUCACGGGCUCGUAUCUAUCAGGGUGGGUACAACAAGAUGGAUCUGGAUGGUGGAUGAAAUUCUUGAGGGAUGUGAUUUUCUUUAGGCUUCUCUUCACGAGAAUAUUUAAUUUUAUACAGUAUGAUUGUGGUGAGCUGCCCUGUGUUUCAUCAAACAGUCUUGAAUUGGAGAACCGAAGUAAGAUUGAGUAGACAGAAUCCCAGCUCUAGUGAAUUUGAGUCGGUAUCCCCUUUGAUCCUUCAUAUAAAUAUCCCCUUUUGUUCC
Molecule: messenger RNA, 1147 nt
Organism: Carya illinoinensis
Lineage: Eukaryota; Viridiplantae; Streptophyta; Magnoliopsida; Fagales; Juglandaceae
Product: monooxygenase 2-like
Exons: 4
Coding region: 1-1074 (357 amino acids)
Molecular function (GO): FAD binding
Source: RefSeq, a predicted model, not a curated record